Messenger RNA from Ambispora gerdemannii, 218 nucleotides. Lineage: Eukaryota; Fungi; Glomeromycota; Glomeromycetes; Archaeosporales; Ambisporaceae. The record is from the annotation of a GenBank genome assembly.
AUGGAUCAAGAAGCUUCAUUUUCAGAUAUCGAGAGAAAACUUAAAAAUCAUUUAGUAGAAAACCAUAUGCUCGAUCGAGCUCUUCAAGCAAUAUUAUUAAAUUCAUUAUUGCCUUUGCAUGUCACUGUGCUUGGUUUUUUGAUUAUUACCCGGACGAUUAGAGAUAUUGACAUUAAUCCACUCAUCGUACCUCGCGAUUAUCCCGAAUCGAAAAAAAU